ACUUGGGGAUAUGACUUCAUUGUCUGCAAGUGUGCUGCCCAGAAAUUCACACACACAGUCCUUCACACAAGGUGCUCGAUUUUCUCUGGUUGUUUUGUGUUAAGUAGUGGAUUUUGAAAGAGAAAGAGAAAAAAGUCGCUGACCUACCAAAGUUAGUUGGAACUACACAAUUGAACUGAUUCUUUGAUCCGAGCUGCUUGUGCUCCUGAGCACCUCGGGUAUACUCCAGCCCGUUUGAAAAGCGGAGGACUGUGCAUUGUGUGAACGCGCUGUGGAACUGGACCGGCUUCCCUGGCAGAAAGAGGACCAGUUAUUAAUAAAAUAAACACCGCAGCGUCAACAGCUCCUGCGCCCGGUUUGCAGAGCAGUUCCGUGGAGACUUGUCCCCAAACCGUACGGAAGGAUGAGAGCGAACUGGAGACUGACGGGCAGAGAGGAGCUGCGCCUGGUCCUUUACUGCGCGCUGAUGUUCCUCAAGGUGGACGCGGGCAAACCCGAGCAGAGCAAGCAGUCCGACGCGUUUUGCGUGUUCCAGGAUAAGAAGUACCGCUUGGGAGAGAGAUGGCACCCUUACCUGGAGCCCUAUGGAUUCGUGUAUUGCAUAACCUGUCUCUGUUUGGAGAAUGGACACGUGGCCUGCAAUCGAGUGAAAUGCCCGAAUAUCCACUGCUCCAGCCCAGUGACAGUCCCACAGCAGUGCUGUCCUCACUGCGUGCCAGAAGAACAUCAUAUUCCAGCAGCUGCUAAAAUCGUUGGGAAAUCCUGUGAAUACAACGGCACCAGCUAUCAGCAUGGAGAGAUGUUCGUGGCUGAGGGGCUAUUUCUGUCUCGGCACCCAAACCAGUGUGCCCAGUGCAGCUGCUCGGAAGGAAAUGUAUACUGUGGCUUGAGGACAUGCCCAAAGCUGACCUGCCCAUUCCCAAUAACUGUUCCUGAUUCUUGUUGCCAAGUUUGCAGAGGAGAAGGAGACUCGUCAUGGGACACAUCAGAUGCAGAAAUAUUCCGGCCACCAUCCAACAGGGAAGCAAGACAUUCAUACCAGCGGACUCAACAUGAAUCUCGGGGAGGUUUUGGAAGCUCUGUUGCCAAUUUACCCAGAAUUUCCAACUCGAGGAUUCAUCAAGGCAUACUAACAGAUCCUCAGCAAGGAUCUGGUACUAUUGUGCAAAUAGUGAUUGAUAAUAAGCACAGACAUGGCAGAGUUUGUGUUUCAAAUGGGAAAACCUACUCACAUGGAGAAUCCUGGCAUCCAGUCUUGCGCCCAUUUGGACUAAUGGAAUGUGUGCUGUGUACUUGUAACAUAAGCAAACAGGAGUGUAAGAAGAUCCAUUGUCCAGAUCCCUACCCAUGUAAAUACCCACAGAAAAUCAAUGGAAAAUGUUGCAAAGUUUGUCCAGCACCACAGGUACCAGACUUUUCACAAGAUGACAGUAAGGAAGUAGGAUGCGGUGAAGAGACUGUUCUCGUUUAUGAAUCACACUUGAGCCAGGAAACAGAUUCUCAGAAAAACAGCAAGAAAAUUGCUAUAGAGAUUGACAGUCUUCCAGAUGUAGAAGUCCAUGUCUGGCCUCUAGUAAAAGGUGUUCUACACCAUUUUCACGUGGAAAAAAUAUCAAGAAGAGACUUUGAGAAACAGGUUAACCUUGGAUAUUUUAAACCACUCACACGGACUACUCAGAGUCGAUGGAAAAUUUUCAAACAGGGAGAAGCUCGAAUCAGCCAGCUUUGUAUGGACCAAGAAUGCAAAACAGAGUUGGAGGACUUGCUUAAGGUUUUACAGUUGAAGAAGCCAGAAAAGGAGCACUGCUGAAGUAGGGAGGCUGGUGAGGUUUGGGGGUGGGGGGGAAGAGGUGGUAAGUAGUUGGCCGUGGUGGGGUACCAUAAUGUUAGAAAGGAAAAUUCAGUUCAUAAAAAACUGGUCUGUAGCUGGACUGCAGUGGGACUCUGGCGAUAAUUGAGAGCAUCCCAGAACCAAAUUGUAUACAACAGAAAAAUGAAUAAAGAAAAAUCACCGUGUUAGCUUUCUUUGUUACAAGGAAGGGGAAAAGAAAAAUGUGCCUAUGAAGGCAAAAAAGAAUGGAGAGUGGUCCUAAUGUGUAUUUAUUUGUAUUAUAAAACACUAUUGAAAUUACUUACAUGAUCUUAACUCUUAGGAUGCGAUUAGUCUGUCAAUGUAUGAAUAAUAUUCAAGUCACACAUAAUGCAUACCUUGGUUUUAAGAAAAAUUUCCUUCUUUAUCAUAUAAACCUGCGGAAUGACAUUAUCCUUGAAGGUAUUUGUACUUUAUUUAUGUACUGACAGUUCAUUUUUCUAGAAACUAAUAAAGUUAGCCAGCUGUAUAACA
Molecule: messenger RNA, 2344 nt
Organism: Rhincodon typus (whale shark)
Lineage: Eukaryota; Metazoa; Chordata; Chondrichthyes; Orectolobiformes; Rhincodontidae
Gene: chrdl2
Product: chordin-like 2
Exons: 12
Coding region: 404-1810 (468 amino acids)
Molecular function (GO): protein binding
Source: RefSeq, a predicted model, not a curated record